AAACAUGCUCAAACAAGGAAGAUGGCAAGAUCACUUGCAAAUUCCACGCACUGUUACUGGAGAACGUGAUGUUCUCACGGAAUUUCGCAGUACCUAGAACGUAAAGGUCACACGGAAACAACUCUGUGACAUAAAAUGACAAAGAGAAUUGUAAAAGCAUAUUUCAGUGACACUAUAAUCUGUGCUUGUCAUUUUGUUUUGUGUUGUCAUGGAAACAAAAGUGAGUGUAGAUGUGAACUAUAACCUAAACCUUAAAAAGAGGUCAUUACAAAGACUCCGGAGUUGCUGACAGCUACUAAAAUGAAAAGGGCAUGGAGAAUGAUAAAAAGGAAAUCAAUUACAACUGUAAUGCUCCGGAUAUUGACAGGCUAAGAAUCAGGGAUGGAAAAGUUGUAUCAAGAUCUGCUACUAGCAUUCAAGAUCCAGACAAUGACAUUACAAAAAACCUGGGGAAAUGUUCAGCAAUGGAUAGAAGUCCACCAACAUAUCGAUGGCACAGUGCCUAUGAAUCAGAAGAAAACCAUAAAUUCUCUAAGAAGAGGUCAGUUAGUAACACAUCUGUGACCCCAAGAAGAAACAAGCCACCAGACAAGAAUGUAAAUAAAGAUUACUUAAUAAGUUUUCAACGCAGCUUAAAGUUACUUGGUAUACAACCAAAAGACUUUGGCAUUAACAACGAAAUCAUUACAUCCAAUCUGCAUACAUCACCAAGGGUCGGACCAACAUUUCACACUCGUCUUACAAAUCGAAGUUUCUCUCUAGAAAAUCUGAAGUGUGUGAUACAGGAUCAAAUUGGCGUUUCACAAAGGACCUCUAGAGAACACAUAGAUCAUAAAAUGCUAUCCAAUGCUGUGUAUGAAGUAUGGUAUUUCCAGAAACUCGAAGAGGCACGCAGAAGAAAGAAAGCACAAGACAUUAAUGACCAGAGGAAAAAAGAACACUCUGAAAAGGUUAAAACAGAGCAAAAACAGAAAGCUGAAGAAAACUUCAUUGAAUGGAAGACAUUAAAAAAUAAACAGAAACAACAGCAACAAAAGAAGAAGACCGAAAGUGAAUCUGGAAGAGAUUUCAGGUUAACAGAUGGGGCAAAAGGGAAGCCAAAUCAGGAGGAAGCCUUUCUUUUAUGGAAAAUAGAGAAAGAUAAACUAAUCAGACAUAAAAAAUUGAAGCAAAAAAUUCAAAAGGAAACAACAAAACCAGAUAAAGAAAAGAAAAAUGAAGCAGAAAUGGUUUUCAAGCUGUGGAAAAAACAGGCAGAUAAAACCCUGAAAGAAAAAGCACGAGAGGAAGAAAGAAAAAAGCAAGAAGAGGAAGAAGGAAAGAAAGAAAAGGAAAGACUUAAACAAGAAAGUGCCAAGUCAUCAUUUAAUGCAUGGAAGAAAAGAAAAGAUUCAGAACUCAGGAAUAAAAUUAAGGAAGACAAGCUGGCAGAAGAAGAAAAGAAAAAUGAAAAGUUGAUGCAGCAGGCAGAGCGCUUAUAUGAAGCUGAGCUAGUAUUUGAGGAAUGGCUCACCCAAAUAGAAGAGAGACAAAAUACACAAGCAGAUGUUAUACGCAAGCAAAAGCAAAAAAAUGAACAUAAAUUGCCAUGGUGGCCUGGAGGUUUUGUUUCCUGGUAGACAAAAAAUGUAUGUUUAGAAAAUAUUUAUGCAAGAACUUCUUAUCAAUAAAUUUCAAUAUAGACAAGUUAUUAACUGAUUAAUAACAAGUGAUGUUUCAACUUGUAAAUGAAGAUGGACACAGGAAAACAUUACUGACCUUGGUAAUAAUUAUUUGAAUAUUAUGGUCUACAGUUAAUUUCACUUUAUCCACGAUGGAACCAACAUUCCAUGAACAAGAAUCUUGUAAAGAUGAUACAAUAUGUGCGGGCCCCUGUGAACACGGUAGUAACUAACUUAUUGUAGUAAACAAUAUAAAAUAUUAUUAAAUAAUCA
This is a messenger RNA of Zootermopsis nevadensis, 1934 nucleotides long. RefSeq lists its product as uncharacterized. Gene Ontology annotation, cellular component: astral microtubule. Gene Ontology annotation, molecular function: microtubule binding. The record is from RefSeq and is a predicted model, not a curated record. Gene Ontology annotation, biological process: regulation of mitotic cytokinesis; mitotic cytokinesis; mitotic spindle assembly. Lineage: Eukaryota; Metazoa; Arthropoda; Insecta; Blattodea; Termopsidae.